Molecule: messenger RNA, 4091 nt
Organism: Candidula unifasciata
Lineage: Eukaryota; Metazoa; Mollusca; Gastropoda; Stylommatophora; Geomitridae
Source: the annotation of a GenBank genome assembly
ACUUGAAGUCUAUAAUGCUGGAAUACUCAGACCUGAGUGCACCAAAGAAAGCCAAGGGAUUCCAUAAGCUGACACUGAAUGAGGUUCAGAAAUCAGGUCAGGGACAUCACAAGGUCAGCAUGGCCAGCUUUCAUGAGAGUGACCAUGCCAGGAGCUGGAGACAAAACACCCCAGACCUUGAGGGCUUGUUUCAGUUGCCAGUGACACCCAGACUACUGCCAGCACCCAUGGGGACACUGGGUCCAGAUGUCCAUCAGCACACGCCCCAGCAGGUCCUGGCUGCCGGCCAACAACCCACGAACAUGGCUGUUUUCUCUCCAGGGACUACAGUACUCCUGGCCCCUCCAGCCUACAACGAUGUGAUAAGUGGCAUGCCUGCAACACUCACUGACACAGCCGGCAACCCUGGCACACCCAUCACUCACACCCCUGUAGGUCUUGGCACACCUGCCACUCACUCUGUACCACCGGACCAUGUCAGUAAACGACCGCUGCAGCUCCCAGACUGGUGCUGUCAUGGGGAGGAUCAAGUACCGCCUGUGUACAAAUUAGUGUUUGAGGCUUCCCUCAUAGACGGGAAGAUCUCCACGGAACACCUCUACCGAAUCCUGCUGUUGAGUGGACUGGCUCGGGAGAAGUUGGCUCAGAUUUGGUCGCUGUGUAACACGGCCACCCCAGGUCAGCUGACCAGGAAUGAGCUGUGGAUGGUACUGGCUCUGAUCGCUCUCACACAGAACAACUAUGGCACAAACUCUCUGGACAUCCUAGCCAGGUGCCCUGUAGCUCCGGUACCCUUCUUUGCACAAAUGCAAGACACCAGCGCCCCUGCCACACUGCCCACCACCCCACACCAACACCAGGCUCACUCCAACCACCAGCCUUCCCUCAGCUCGAGCACCUCCCAUGACCCAGCUCAUGAUGCCUUCUCCAGCACCACUCCACACCUGCCGCAGCCACUGCACAGAAUCCAACAUCCCAAAGCAUCCACUCACAGGACAUCGCUAGCACCACUGGGUGCCUCCAACCCCAGGAGUGUGAUGGCAGGGGAAGAUGAUGAUUUUGCUGACUUUCAGGCAGCAUCUCCUGCUUCUAGAACAACCCCAGUGUCUGUUGGCAAAGAUGAAGAUUAUGGAGAAUUUAUUGGCGGUGGAGGAGUGGGAAAUGCUUCUUCUAGCUUGUCAUAUCCAACGUGCAACCAUGUGGGGAACGGCUCUGUGCUCAUGGGAACUGCCCAACAUCAGCAGCAGCACCAGGAGCAGCAGGAGGCACAGCAGCAGCAGCCAGCCUCGUUAGCCCUGACCUCACUUCCUGUAGAUGAUAAAUAUGGAACAAAUGUGCGCUCAUUUUUCUGUAGCAGCGAUUCCUCUACAGGUCACACGUCCCCAAGCUUUGAGGAUGAUGACUUCACUGAUGGCAGGGAUAGUCUCAGUCAGCUGUCCACGUCGGAGCAGUCAGAAAACGAAGACAUUCGCAACUUUGAGAACUAUGUAGAGGAGUACAACCAACAGAAAGAGAAGCCCAGUGCUAGCCCACUUCACUGCCCAUUCCCAGCCCUUCAGCAGAGUGAAGCAGUCUUGGCAGUCAAGAAGCUGGAAACCUUGCCAGGGCAGUCACCAAUCUCAGGCCCAACACCUGUAGCUAUUGCCAGGAGUUCUGCUCCAGAUGGGCGCAUAUCCAGACUGGAUUUUGGGGCUGUGCCACCAAACCGGUCACAGGAACAUAGUCGGAAGCACACAGGUGUAGGUUCACAUCCACUCAGUGAAUCUGAGCAUGCUGGCAGGCUGCCACCAACACCUUUGAAGGUGACUUUUCCACCAUCGGCCAGAGUCAGUCGGGAACAAGAUCAGAGCGAGUUUGAUGACUUCAAGAUGGCCACAGUCAAGUCGCCUGUAGACCUGCCACCUCCUGGCGAUGCGCCCCUUAUCGGAGAUGAGGACAAAUACAGUGCAUUGAGAGUACUCAACCUUGACAUUGACAUUGCUGCAGCUUCUUUGUUUGAAGGUCAGGGUCAGACCUCAGAACAUUCUAGUAAAGAUAGUGCCAGCAGACAGGAGGUGACAGCUGAGCUGGCACGUGACGAUGAUGGCUGGGCAGAUUUCUCUGCGGCACCUGAGGACACUUCAGCCUCGACUGCUGCACCAGGAAAAGAAACGAGCGUGCAGCAGACCUUACCAUCAGGUUCUGCAUUUGGUAGCAAAGUCCAUAAUUCCACUCCUGCACUUGUAAAACAGUGGGAUAUGAACCCAUCAGGGCCUGGGAGGGAUCAGAUACCGCUGCAGGGACAGACUUUGGACAGUCUAGAAGUAGGCUGGGAUAAACAUCAGCUAGGAGACUGGGAGGUCACAGCCAGUGAGAUUGCUGUCGGCUGCCAUCAGGAUGCUGUAGGACAACCACCGGGCAGUCCUAACAACAGCAGCAUUAAUCAGGUCAGCCCCUCAGGUCUCCCCGUCACUGCUGGCUUCCCCAAGAGCUCAUCUGUAGCUGCUUCGGUUCGCAUUGACCUGGAUCAGAUGUUGGCUGGGGAUGAGGGCUGGGGACAGUUUUCACAGACCGCAUCAUCGCUGGCCUCUGGCACAUCGGCCGGCGCGUUCUCCCAGAAUACAAGAGGUGGUGACGCAAGUGACCACAAAGAUUUACCCUCUGUAGAUGGUCACAGUACUGGUGACGACGACUGGUGCGAUUUCAGCGGUGCCGAUUCUGGAGGCAUCUCGGCCAAGGUCGGCACUGCUGUGGCAGGAACUGAUGUAACAGAAAAUGUUGACAGCAGAGGCAAGUUUGUUACCAUCAAGAAGCAGAACCUGGGCACCAGUGAGAUUAUGGGUCUGUUCAAGGUCAGAGAUGAUCCAGCAAUAUUGUCCACUUACCAGCUACCACAGCAGCAGCAGCAGCAACAUCAUCACCACCACCAACACAGCAGCAAGACUGCUGCCAGUCACGGACAUGGUAGUGUUCGCACUGGCGGCUCAAACCAUGGACACCGCAGAUCUUCAGACUUUGAUGAUGACCUAGGUCCACCUCCCAUGGACUUUGGGCACGAUGAUGACUAUGAUGACCUUGCCUUCUCCAGAGGGUACGACCUGGAUGACUUCAUGCAGCCUCCCCCUCCAGCAACAACCUACAGCCCAUUUGGGGUCAGCCACACAAGCCCGCUGUACUCUCGGGCUGGGGGUCUCAGUAAAUUAAAAGACAACAAGGAAGACAGUGGGUCAGUUCACAGCCUUGACCUGCCAUCUGUGCGACCUACGAACCCCUCUAGCAGUGACAGCCAGUCAGUUUCCAGCGCAGACCUGGUCACUGGAGAGAUGACCGGUGCUGGUGUGGUCAGUGCCGAGUCCAAGUCAGUGGACAGUCUGGACUUGAAGUCAGACUCGGCCGAUGUGGAUGUUGGCGAUGGUGGCAGUCGAGCAGGUGCUCCGGUGUCUGAGCAAGCCUCUAGCAAGCCCCACCAGCCCAUCCAGCCCCAGGAACUGUUGGCAACCAUGCCAGAUUUUGCUGACAGGUACAACAUCGAGAGAGAAGCUCAGGGCAGUGAUCGCUAUGGUUAUGAGUGGGAGCGUUGCCUGGCUAACUGUCUGAAGGUGAUUUCUGAAGCAAACUGCCUGUUCAAUACCAUCAACAGUUCAUCUGUGUGUAAUGAGAUUCUCAAGUCAUCGCAGGGCUGUGACUAUAUGACCUGUGUUGUGGAAAUAUACCGGGUUGUGUGCAGAGUUCUUACCUCCAUGAGGGUUACAGCUAUAUCUACCAAAGAGCUAGAGCAGACGCUAAAGCACAUCCACCUGGCCUGGAACAAUUUGACUGCCUUCCUUGUGGGAACUUCCUUACUGCCGGACGAGACAUCGCUGACCUUCAGCAACUGUGUGCUCAAGUCAGACUGGGAAGAUGCCCAGCACCUGGCCUGUGGUCUGUGUCUGCUGAAUGUUGACGCCAGACCUCCCCCAGCCCCUGCGGGGCCUCACCCUGGGAGCAUGCUAGUCACCAACAGCUGUAAGCUGACCUAUGCUGGGCGCCAGUACCACGCCACCUGUGCCAACUUCUGGGUCAACUGUGUGGACCAGACCCUGCCUUCGUUAACCUUGCCUGACCUUUUAUAA